CUCGUUCCGGGAAAAGGUGGGCUUUUGGAGGAAUGUCGCCUCAACCGCCAUUUCUGCCUCCUCUGCUUCUUCUGCUUCUUCUUCUGGUUUCAGUCCACCUUCUACUCUUACUACGUCGCCAACUUCACCAGCUCCUAUACUAAUAUGUCAGUGGCAAUCGGUUCAACAUGAUUGAUGUAAUAACUCCUGCUUCCUACGUAGACCUCGAAUCUCUCAAGUUCAAAAUAUCCUCCAUCUUGGUGAUCUACGAUAAUCUCUUUGUCGCUCUCAACAAUGGUUCAAUCUACAUAUUUGAUCUUAAUUCUUCUUAUGGCAGUGUAUUUCCAGACUUCGACGCCUCCAACGACACCCAGAACUCUAUAAAUCCUGAUGCCAGCUACACUCAAAAUGCUGGUGAUAUCGACAAUGACAACAAAAAUGACGACGACGAGCUCAAUAAACAAGUCACUUUGCAGUCAAUAAAUUCAUCCAGCAAUUUAAGUCCCAUUUUGAACCCAACCUCAAGAAGAAACUCUUUUAUUUCAAACACAACCUCAAAGGCUGCUUUCAAUAACAAUUUAACUCCUACCACCUCAAAUGAUUUGUCUAAUAGUAACAAAAACUUGAAUAAUAAACCUUCGAACGGUAAUUUAAAUAAAGAUAAUACAAACUUGAAAUGGUUUAAUUUCAAAAAUUUAAACAAAUUGAAAUUAUCGCAAAAAUUUGAAAAUAUAUCAAAAAAACCGAUAGAUCAAUUGGACUUCUUGCCAGACAAUAACUACCUAUUCAUUUUGUCUGACAACAUAAUCUCAAUCUAUCUCUACAUCAACAUCAUCGCAAAUAACAGCAACAGCAAUAAUCCAAGUGACACUAUUAAUCAAAAUCAAAUUGAUUUGAAAUUUUUAGAUUCAAUUAAAUCUUCAAAGAAUGCUCCUUUCUUUAAAGUUUCAAGUGCUUUGAAAAACAAUUUGCUAAUCAAUUCUCCCAUAGAAAGACCAAUAGACUCGAAUUUAUUAUUUGAUAACCACUCAACUUCUUCAAUCCACAUAAAUUCUCAUAAUAAUCACAACAACAAUCCAACACAUAAUAACACCAAUAUUAACAAUUUGAAUCAAAGAAGAUCUUCGUUCUCAUACAAUUCCUCCAUAUCUCCAUCCAAUUCCUUAACUUCUAUAAACUCCUUGCUUAAUAACAAAUCAAGAAACAACUCUGUAUCAAGCUCCAAAACCUCCAUCUAUUCUUUUGCCUCAAAUCAAACUAAUCCUAUUUUCUAUUCUAAAGAUAAAAAUGAUAAAGUUCCAAAUAGUCUUUAUUCUAAUCCAUCAAUCGCUUCAUCCACUUUAUCUUUAAACCUGAAUUUUGAUCCCAAUUUAAACGAUAUUGACCAAAUCAAAAAAAUCAAUAAAAAAUCAACUCUCCUCAAUAACAAUAAAAAUAUUGAUUAUAACAAUAACAAUAAUAUCUCAAAAAGUAGAAAAGUCAGUAGAUCUUUAACUAAUCAUACUAAUGACUCCUUAAAUUAUCAGGUUUCUUAUUUAGUCUAUAACGUUAGAAGAAAAUUAUUUAUUCACUCCUUUAACAAUACCAAUAACAACAAUAAUCUCAACAACAACAAUAAUAACAUAAAUAUCAAUAAUAACUUAAUUAUCAAUAGCCUUAACCCAGACAUCCUCGAUGAUCCAAAUAAUAUAGACUUUAUAUACGAUAAUAAUAACAUCCUCAAUAAUAAUAACUUUAAUGAUUCAAAUUCAAUUGCAAAUUCAAUCUCCCAAUCCAUUUCCAACUUCAACUCAAAUUCCUUUUUAAAUGAAUUGACUUUGACUGACAAAUGUAAAGCAAUUGAAUUUAUAUCUCCCUCAAAGAUUUUAAUUGCCCUAUCAAACGAUUAUCAAAUUAUCAACUUGAAAAAUUUUAAAAUCAAAUCAAUUAAUAAUUACAACGCAAACUCGAUACUAGGAAACUUGGCCUCAAACCAAAACAAUUUAAAUCUAAAUACUAACACUUUCAAUUAUUUUUUCUCAAACUAUCAACCAACUUACCAUUUAGCUAAAAUCUCAAGAAAGAGAACUUUGAUUUCAAAGGAUAUCAACACUUUUAAAAUCAAUAAUAAUACUGGAAAUUUUAUUAAAAACUCAAAUUUCCUACUAAAUAAUAUUCCUCAAAUUUUAAAGUUUUUUUUUCCCUAUUUAAUCUUAAUUCACUUGAGAAAUCUUGAAAUUAGAGAUUGUGAUAAUGGCUUUUUAAUUCAAUCAAUUCCAAUUCAAAAUAUCAAUAACUUAUUUAUUGAUAACUUCAAAAAAUUGAUUUUUUUCAGCUCAAAUCAUAAUAAUAAACUUUACAUUUGUUUUUUCAAAAACUUUAUCAAUCAAUUAAAUCAACUCGAAAAGAGAAACCAUCUUAACGAAGCAAUCAAUUUAACCAUCCAAUUACCUUUAGAGAUUUUGCCUGAUAAAAUUCAAAGAUUAAGACAAUUACAAAUUAAAAAAGCUCAGAAACUAUUUAACGAUAGCAAAUUUCAAGAAUCGAUGCUAAUUUUUAGUGAAUAUUUAGCUCCUCCAUCCUUAAUUAUUCCUUUGUUUCCAUCUUUCAUCACUAUCCCCAUCAAUAAUGAUGGUAAUAAUAAUGAUAAUAAAAAUAAAAAUAAAAAUAAAAAUAAUAAAAAUAGUAAAAAUGAGCAUUACUCUUCAAAUAUCCCAAUUCCUGACAAUUUCAAUUUAAAUAUCAAUUUAAGUAAUCAAAAUGCUUUAAAUUCAAUUAAAAUCGAAUCUUUGUCUAUUAUUCCCCAAAAAUAUCAUUCAAACGUAAUUAAUGACAAUAUGAACAAUGACAAUUAUUCAAUAAAAUCUAGUUAUUACCCUUCGUCCCCAUUAAAGAAUUCAUACACUGCUUCGAAUAACGCCAAUAUUAUUAUCAACAGUCCUAAUAAUUCUAGCACCGUUUAUAAUUCACCCAACAUAAAUACAAAACCAAUAGUUUCAUCACCUCUAGUAAAUUCAUCAAGAGUUGCAACAACAGCUAUGAAGACUUCAUUGAGUAAUGAUAAUAUCCAUAAUCUUCAUCAAAGCUAUAUGGAACAUUUGCAUAAUAAAAGUUCGAAUUAUUACAAUAAUUACAGUAAUAAAGAUUUAUCAAGUGAUAAUAAGAGCAUUUAUAGUGUUAAAUCAUCAAUGUCAAAUUUAAAUUCAAACACAUUUAUCAAUUCAAGAAGAAAUAGUUUAUCAAUAAAACCGAAUUAUUUAAUACUAAACACUCAAACAAAGAAAUUGUUAAAGGCUAUCAGAUAUUUGUUGCCAUAUUUGGCAGAUACUAGAAGAAAAAUUAAUAAACUAAUUAACGAAACAUAUAAUGAGAAAGAUGAAAACAGUAAUACCAUUGAUGACGAUGACGAUGAUGAUGGAAAUGAAGAUAAAUUUGAGUUUAAUCAGUAUGAAGAAUUAUCAAGUAUAUUAUGGAAGGGCAUUCAAAUACCGAAGAAUAUAUUUGGGGAUUUAAAGGUAUCAGCCGAGUUGGUUGAUACUACAUUAUUUAAAUGUUAUAUAAUAUCUUCACCAAAAUUGAUUGGGCCAUUAGUUCGAAUCAAGAAUUAUUGUAAUUUGAAUAUUGUUGAAAAGGAAUUAAUACAUAAAAAGAUGUUUAAAGAAUUAAUUGAAUUUUAUUAUGGUAAGAAAUUUCACGAAAAAGCAUUAAAUUUGCUCGAGAAAUUAGGAAAAGGAGAGUCAAUUAAAAAUACAGAUGAAACAAUUAUAGAUGAUUUUGAUCAGGAUGAAGGUAUUAUUGAUAGUUGUGAUAUUGAAGAUGAUCAAAAAGAUGAUAAAAAUAAAGACAAAAAUAAGGAUAAUGAUAAAGAAAAUGAUUACAUUUAUACCCCAAUGUUAGUACUCAAUAAUUAUAAUUAUUUGAAUAAUAAAUUAUUAAAAGGACCAAUUAAUACUAUAAAUUAUUUGAAAAAAUUGAAUAAUGAUUAUAUUGAAUUGAUAUUUAAAUAUAGUAAGUGGCCAAUAACGAUUAGUGAAAAGAAAGGAAUGAGUAUUUUUUUGGAAGAUUCUAUUGAAAGUGAAACAUUGAAUAGAUUUAAAGUGAUUGAAUAUUUAUUGAAUAAUUUUAAUAAAAAGUUAGGAAUAAAAUAUUUAGAACAUGCUAUUGAUAAUUUGAAUGACAAAAGUAGCAAGCUACAUAAUAAAUUGAUUGAAUUGUACAUUGGAAUUAUAUUGGAAGAAGAUGAAAAGGAGAUUAAGAAAGCUAAACAAGCUGUUGAUAGUGAAAUUGCUACAAUUGAUAAUGACAAUAAAGAAAAAACUAUCAAGGAAAACAAGGAUAAUAAGGAGCAAAAAGACAAUAAUAACUUCUUGAGCAACAGUGAUACGUUGUCCGGAUAUAGUGGUAAUGGAGAUGAUAGUGAUGAUGAAGAAGAAAAAGUUGAGAAGGUAGGAGAAGAGGUGUUUAAGAAAUUACUGAAAUUUCUCAAAAUAAGUAAUUAUUAUGAACCUAGAAAGAUAUUAAUGUUACUACCUAAUGAAAGGAAAUUUUUGAUAAUGAAGACAUUUGUUUAUAAGAAAAUUGGGGAAGAUGUUAAAGUGUUGGAGAUAUUGGUCAAUGAAUUGGAAGACUAUAAUAGAGCAUCGAUAUAUUGUUCCGAAUUAUAUUUGGAAGAUAAUAAAAAGGGACAAGAGAUAUUACACAAGUUGUUAGAGAUGUAUUUGAAACCUUAUAAUGGUGCAGAUGAUAUCAUGAAUAUUGGCGAUGAAACUGAUAAGAUCAAUAUGAAGAAAAGAAAAGUAAAUUUAAAAGAAGGAUUGAACUUGUUGAACUGUCAGGGAUCCCGAAUGUCAUCCAUAAAGAUAUUGAAAAUGUUGCCAGACGAGUUGUCUAUCGAGGAACUCAAACAGUUUUUGAAGUCGCAGUUGAGGAUAAUCAACUACAAGAUCAACGAAAGCCGGGUCUUGGGAUCGUUGUCAAAGGUGGAGCUUGUGAAGAACCAAGAGAACUUACUCAAGUUGCGGUCGUCCUCUGUGGUAAUCAACGAAAACAGCACCUGUGAGGUAUGUCUCAAAAAGCUCUCGCACAGUGUGCUAGCUGCGUUUCCUGACAACGUUGUGACGCACUACGGGUGUGCCAGAAUAUACAAGGAGAUGGUGCAGGAAAAGAAACGACAGAAGAACAAGCACGCCAGCUAUAUCCGCAGCAUGAGACGCUAGAAUAGACACCACAAGCACCAGCUGUAUGUAGUAACUGAAAUGCUAAUAUCCAGAGCAAUGGAUUUCGUUAUUCAUGCACAAUCCGCAGGGCGCAUGCGUGA
Ascoidea rubescens DSM 1968 is the source of this 5275-nucleotide messenger RNA. It is a transcript of the gene VAM6, whose product is annotated as Vam6p. NCBI's taxonomy places the organism in Eukaryota, Fungi, Ascomycota, Saccharomycetes, Ascoideales, Ascoideaceae. Gene Ontology annotation, cellular component: fungal-type vacuole membrane; cytoplasm. The transcript has a single exon. Bases 168 to 5174 code for a protein of 1668 amino acids. Gene Ontology annotation, biological process: autophagy; intracellular protein transport; vesicle-mediated transport. The record is from RefSeq and is a predicted model, not a curated record.